AUGGAAAGCAACCGGCGGAACAAGGUCCAGUGUGAAAGGGAGAGAGAAAGGCAGUUAGGGAACAGUCCUCGCAUGUGUGCUAUUUCGAGCCACAAGAGCUUGCCCGGAACUGGCGUUGCCUUGUAUUGUUGGCUCUCUUAUGUCGCCUCUACUAUUGCUGAACACCUAUUUGCGCCCGCUGGAGGAAGUGUUGCAGCACAGUGCAAGGGUAUUCCAGGACAAUGUGUCGAGCAAGAAGAGCAGCGACCCCACGAGACACUUGCGCCAGAACAAGCAUUUGAAAUGAUGAAGCCAGGCGUCGUACGGGUGUAUGCAAUACAACCUGAGCUAGCAUCUGCCUGCAAGCAGGAACGAUGCAUGGCUUCACCUGACCGGGACCCACACGUGAUUGAGCGCUUCCACUUCCUUGGCUCAGGUUUCUUCUUCGAUGAUCGUGGCCAUGUUGUUACAGCAGCUCAUGUAGUAUUGCGGCUCGGUGACUCAGAAGAAGAAAACGCAUUGAAUUCGGCGGCAGAUUUUAAACAGGAUCAAGGACUACAAGGGGAUUUUGUGCCUUAUAGACUUGCCAUCAAGGACUCUGUCGGCCGGAUACAUCCAGCAAGCCUCUGCGGCCUAGAUAAGGUAACGGAUGUUGCUGUGCUCCGAGUGGAGGGCAUUCCCAACGAUGAUAGCUCCCAAACUUUCUGCAAAAAGUUCGAUGAAGCACGUCCAUUGAUGGGGGAGAUUGUCGCAACUUACGCUGCAACGGAGCAUGCAGACGAGUCAAUAGGGGUGGCAGGCCGAGUGCUCCAGCCUCGUCAAACCUUCAAAUCACUAGACAGCUCUGGAUGUCUGGGCUUUUUACAACUGCAACUGCUGACUCUCCCCGGCAUGUCUGGAGCCCCUGUAUGUAACAUGAGUGGUCACGUAGUAGGAAUGCUUGUUAAGAAGUUUGACAUGUGCGGGCUCGCGCUGCCUUCUCCAGUAGUGCGCCGGGUGGCAGAAGCUCUACGAGAUACGGGAAAGUUCACUUCGCCAUCGAUUGGCUUGCUCGUGAAGGAGGAAGUUCCCUGCUUGGCUUCAUCACACCAAAAGCUACCACGAAGAUCAACGUUAACGGUUUGUGGAGUAACACCUGGGGAAGCUGCAGAUGUUGCGGGUAUCCAAGAAGGUGAUCGUAUAAUUAGCGUGCAGGGAGAGAGAAUUGAUUCAGUCGUACAGCUUCGAGAACUUGUCGUGCUCCAUGGAGGCGGUUCUAUGGAUGUCACUGUGAAGCGCGGCACAGAUUGCACAGCAGACUGUGACGAUUUUUUAUUUAAAGUGGGUCGUCUCCGAGAGAACGCCUCUCCAGGAGAGUGA
Eimeria necatrix is the source of this 1338-nucleotide messenger RNA. Its product is annotated as Serine protease Do, related. The transcript is spliced from 12 exons. The record is from RefSeq and is a predicted model, not a curated record. Gene Ontology annotation, molecular function: protein binding. Lineage: Eukaryota; Apicomplexa; Conoidasida; Eucoccidiorida; Eimeriidae. Bases 1 to 1338 code for a protein of 445 amino acids.